GGGGCGUGUCGUUGUGUUUGGCGGUUUUGGUUGCUUGUGUAAAUGAAAACUUCAGAUCAGUCAGUCAAUAGUGAUGUAUGUUAGUUCUAAUGCAGUUUCAAAUGCUUUUCUAAAACCAGCCUUUCCAAAAUGUUUAAUGACUUUUCCGAUGUCUACCACGGCAGAAAGAAUAUUUACCUGAGUGAAAUGAGCCUGCAGUCCACAAGAGCCCAAUAUGUUUGAGGCAAUCACUCUUGAGAUCAAAAGGGAAUUAGGGCCUCUGACCCCUAAUUGGUUUGAGGAGUUGACCCUGAGAGCGUCAAGGAGCGAUGGCAAAGAAGUCGAGGUUCCGGAAUGUCCGUGCAAUGAAGACGUCACAUUCGAACCCACCGAUGUUGACACAAAAACAACUUCAGCCAAUCAAAUAUCCACACCUAUGCCAUUUCUAUCUCCUCCAACUUUCCUAACAGAAGAACAAGAGCAGUGUCCUGCUGCUGCUCACACCUCAUCCUUGACUGACUCAAGCCCGUACUUGUUUGGUUCAACCAGAGAGAGAGGACUGCCCAAAAGCAGCAUAGAUAUAAACAUUGCUGGAGGAGGGGACACACCAAAAAGAGCUUUGUUUGAGGCCCAGCGAAUUUCUGAAAGUCUCGGGGCCCAGAUCAAUCCCAACUUGUCGUGGACCAGCUCUUUCAACACCCCUUCGUCUCUGACACCUACAGUUGUGUUACCAAAAAGACCAGAAAGCAGCUGCACAGUCAAGCCAACUGAGGAACACAUAGUUUUUGUUCGUAAGCUUUUCCCUCCAGCCUUUGCAGAUCCACAAACAUCAGAUGACCGACUGAUAAUUAAACAGAAAAACAAGCCUGAACGCUCCUUAAAUGGCGAUAUCGAUGUCAGCGGCGUAUUCAACCAAAGCGUUCCGCACACUGCAGAGGAUGAUGGGGAAGUGCCCGCCACUGUAGAAAGCGUUCUUGACGGGAGCGAAGAUAUUCUCUCGUUCCUCUUCACCAGCAGAAGGACGCGGGCAACAGAGCCAACGAGGGCAACCAGAAGCCCUAUAUUAAAGGGAUCAUCUCAGGCUGCAGCCACUCACAAUGUCUUGGACGCACAGACGAAGUUGGACGAACAGAUCGACGGUCCACUGAAGAACAGAGACAGUGAAGUCACGCAGUGGACACCGUUAAGUUUGCCUGAGUGUACAGGCACUAGUUUGGAUCAAGGCUACUUUACCGUGUCUUCUGUCACUAAGAAGGAUUCUCCGCAGCACACAAACGGUUGUGAGCAUGACUAUGCGACUCAGGGUGAUGGCUUGCAGAGAUCUUUGGGGUGCAUGCCAAAAUCCCGAGCAGAACUAAAGUGGGAUGCACCUCCGAAAUGUGGGUCCACUCCAUAUGCCUUAAAUGCGUCGCAUAUGUUCAGGAAGCCUAACACGAUGCCAUGCUCGAUCAAGAAUUCAGCGCAGGAGCUCUGCAGACCACAUCACCAACCUGCUGCAAAGCGAAGCCAUGGUGGUCAGGUGGUUGCAAGCACACAACGGGAAAGUGAAGAGGAAAAGAUCAUAUCGGUUCCCGACAGGGCAAAGACGUUGCUAGAUAAAUCCUUGGAAGCAGGUGACCAAGGUGGUGCCCACACGGCAAGUGUUCAAGGGCCUGACCUCACUCUGACAGGAGAAGACAAGAACUCUUCAGCGUUACCUCUCUGCUCAGCAAAUGCGUGCUCCUUGCUCACCGCGUCCCAGAGAGCAGACGUGUCUGAGCUCUGCAACCUGUUGGAAGAGGCAGACAGUCAGUGUGAAUUCACACAGGUCAAACCAACCAAGGUGGACCCCAGCAAACUUGUGGAAGCUGUUCGGCAGAGUGGGAAUGAAGAGGAGUGGACCAAAGAUGUGCUUAUUACAGACUGUGACUUUGACGACAGUUUUCCAACUGACAUAGAAAGUGGUAUGACGAGCAGUCAAGUGGUGCAACAAGCAGGGGACAAUUCUACUCCAGCAGCUAAAAACUCGACUGAAAGCAGCAGUGAUGGACGCCAAAUGUUUGUUUCUGCAAAGCACACUGGAGAGAAUGAAACUGUCUCAGAGGAAAGACACAGCAAAAGGAGGAAAAUGAGCCACUGCCAAUCAUUCGAGCAACUUGUUCCAUCAGGGACACGUUCAGCUUUGUCAAAUAUCGCUCCUUACAAUGCACGGGUGCAACAACCAGGCUUGAAACGUGUGAAUUUUUCUUCUGCAGUGAAACUUUCACAAGAGCAAGACAACAUGACCAAUACCUCAAAUUGUUUUGAGGCGAUCACUGAUGAAGAGAUGUGUGUUUCAACAGAGGUAGAUCAAGCCAAUUUACCUGUUAUCGACAUGCCCUCAAGGACAUACUGGGGUGAAAAUGAGCAUGUUCUGAAAAAUUACUCCAGGGGAAAUGCUGGAAGUCUACCCUAUAUCAAAUCAGAGGGAUUGAUGAAUGAAACUGAUCCGAUAGCAAACGGAGACAUACGUUUUGGAUUCAGCACAGCAGGAGGGAAACAUGUGUCGAAAAAGGCUUUGAAGAAAGCGCAUAAGCUCUUUGAAGAAUGUGACGAAACGCCCAUGGAAAUGAAUUUUGAUUUGAAACUAGGGAAGGGAAGCAUUUCUACUGAUCCUGAAGCAAAGAACACUCUGAACACAAAUCAAAUUGGAGACCAUAAAUGUGCAGAGGAUCAACUUAAACGUUUUGGAUUUAGCACAGCUGGUGGUAAAGAGGUGUCUGUGUCAAAGAAGGCUUUACAAGAAGCACACAAGCUGUUUGAUAAAUGUGAUGAAAUGUCUACUGAUAUUAUACAACAAAUGUCCAGUGAAACUGCUAACACAAGAGACCGAAAGCAUGCUGAACAGCCGACAGGUUUUGGAUUUAGUACCGCAGGUGGGAAACAUGUGUCUGUAUCAAAGAAGGCCUUACAACAAUCCCACAAGCUCUUCGAGAAAUGUGACGAUGAAAUGCCUAUGAACGGGAAUUUUGAUCUCAAACUGGGAAAGACAUGCAGUUCAACUGAUUCUGAAGCAAAAAACACAACUGGAGUUGGAGACCAAAAACAUGCACAGCAGUCGUUUUCAAGUUUUGGACUUAGCACGGCAGGUGGUAAAGACGUACAUGUAUCCCGGAACGACUUAAAAGCAGCGCAUAAGCUGUUUGAGAAAUGUGACGAUACACCUACUGAAACUACCAAACAUGAAGACCAGAAAUAUGGCCACAACAAACCACUUGGGAAUGUUGGAUUCAGUACUGCAGGUGGCAAAGAGGUGUCUGUAUCAAAGAAGGCCUUACAACAAGCACACAAGCUGUUCGAGAAGUGUGAUGAAACACCAGUGAAAAAUAAUCCUGAUGGAAAGCUAGGAAAGGCAUGCAUUUCAAUGGGUCCUGAAGCAAGAAAUACUCUGAACACAAGAGACCGAAAGCAUGCUGAACAGCCGACAGGUUUUGGAUUUAGCACAGCUGGUGGGAAAGGGGUGUCUGUGUCAAAGAAGGCCUUACAACAAGCACACAAGCUGUUCGAGACAUGUGAUGAAAUGUCUACUGAUACUAUACAACAGAAAGACCCAAAACAUGGUGGACAUUCACUUGGAAGUUUUGGAUUCAGUACCGCAGGUGGCAAAGAGGUGUCUGUAUCAAAGAAAGCUUUACAACAAGCACUCAAGCUGUUCGAGACAUGUGAUGAUGAAGCGCCUAUGAAAAUUAAUUCUGAUCUUAAACUAUCAAAGCCGUGCAGUUCAACUGAUUCUGAAACAAACAACACAACUGGAAUUGGAGACCAAAAACAUGCACAAGGGUCGUUUACAAGUUUUGGAUUUAGCACGGCAGGUGGUAAAGAUGUACAUGUAUCCCGGAACGCCUUAAAAGCAGCGCAUAAGCUGUUCGAGAAAUGUGACGAUACACCUACUGAAACUACCCAACAUGAAGACCAGAAAUAUGGCCACAAAAAUCCACUUGGAAAUUUUGGAUCCAGUACUGCAGGUGGCAAAGAUGUGUCUGUGUCCAAGAAGGCCUUACAACAAGCCCACAAGCUGUUUGAGAUGUGUGAUGAUGAAAUGCCUAUGAGCAAAAACAGUUCAAGUGAUCCUGAAGCAAAAAACACUCUGAACAGAAUUCAGACUGGAGAUCAAAAACAGGCGGAAGAGUCACUUACAAGUUUUGGAUUUAGUACAGCAGGAGGGAAAGGGGUGUCUGUGUCAAAGAAGGCCUUACAACAAGCACACAAGCUGUUCGAGACAUGUGACGAAACACCUAUGAAAAGUCAUUCUGAUCUUAAACUCUCAAAGCCAUGCAUUUCAACUGAUCCUGAAACAAAACAUACUCUGAACACAACUGGAAUUGGAGGCCGAAAACAUGCAGAAGAGUCACUUACAAGUUUUGGAUUUAGCACUGCUGGAGGGAAAAAUGUAUCUGUAUCAAAGAAGGCCUUACAACAAGCACACAAGCUGUUCGAGAAAUGUGAUGAAAUGUCUACUGAUACUAUACAACAGAAAGACCCAAAAUAUGGUGAACCGUCACUUCAAAGUUUUGGAUUCAGUACCGCAGGUGGCAAAGAUGUGUCUGUGUCAAAGAAGGCCUUACAACAAGCACACAAGCUGUUCGAGAAAUGUGAUGAAAUGUCCACUGAUACUGCCAACCAGGAAGACCAAAAACCUGGCGCACAUUCACUUGGAAGUUUUGGCUUCAGUACUGCUGGUGGCAAAGAUGUGUCUGUGUCCAAGAAGGCUUUACAAGAAGCACACAAGCUGUUUGAGACAUGUGACGAAACACCAAUGAAAAGUAUUUCUGAUCUCAAACUACCAAAGCCAUGUAGUUCAACUGAUCCAGAAACAAAAAGUACACAUUUUGGGUUCAGUACAGCUAGAGGGAAAGAGGUGUCUGUAUCAAAGAAAGCCUUACAAGAAGCACAAAAGCUGUUCGAGAAAUUUGAUGAAAUGUCCAAUGAAACUGCCCGACAAGACGACCAGAAACCUGGAGGACAUUCACUUGGAAAUUUUGGAUUCAGUACUGCUGGUGGCAAAGAUGUGUCUGUGUCCAAGAAGUCUUUACAAGAAGCACACAAGCUGUUCGAGACAUGUGAUGAUGUGUCAACUCUAACUACACAACAAGAAGACAUUAAUCCUGGAGACCAUUCACUUGCAACGUCUGGGUUUGGUACAGCAGGUAGCAAAGAUGAACCUGUUUGUGAGGAAGCAUGUAAACGGUUUGAGAAAUCAAAUGUAAGGCCUGCUGACAGACGGCAAUAUAUUUCCUCAGAAAAGACUUGUCUUUCAAGUAUUCAAAGUCCAGUGGACUAUCCGACCUCAACACACCAGAGUAACCAGUACAAUGCUCGCAUAGAAAAACAACCUGUCGCAGAAUCCGUUGGUCUUUCAGUUGGCCUGAGCAGCUACACUGACCCCCGCCGCCAAAGAUACUUUGAACAGGAAGCCAUCGCGUGCGCCGAGGCCCUUCUGGAGGAUGACAGACUUCAGAAGUGUGCUCUACUUGGGCCAUCGCAGCCACGCCAAAUGGGAAAUCGAACUGUCGAUCUGGAAUACUGCUCUGAAGAUACACCUCCUCAGAGAAGAGACAGCAAGUCAUCAAGGCGAUUCCUUGUACCUAUGACAAGCUCCCCUAGCGGGGCCUUGAGCGACAGGAAAGUGAAGCGCAAUGUGUUAUUACAAGCAAAUACAUCACAUCCUCACAGGACUACUGUGGCACCAAGAAAGCAAAGUGAAGGUCCAGUCCCGCCUACUGUUGAGUCGUCCAGUGGGAAACGUUCGGUGGAAGGUGUGCCAGCGUUUGUCCCUCCUUAUAGAAAACAAGCAAACGUUGAACAACAGAACACAGCGGCAAAAUCUGUGGCCCAAGCCGCUGUGCCAGAAAUCAAAAUGGAAGUAAAUGGCGUCCAAACCUCCGUUUGCCCUGCAGCUGAACCUGGAGGUCCACAGAUCUACAACAAGACUACCUGUCAUUCUGAGACUCGCGUUCGGGAUAAUUUGAUCCCAAUCGAUUCGCAGCACAACAUUCCUCAGGACAAAGACACAAAUGAUUCUAACCACAGGUCCGAGCUAUUAUUUGACGACGAGUCACCAAAUACACAUGUAGACAUGGAUGUUCUUACGUCAUCUACGAUUUCAGAAAAAGCGUUGGAGUGUAUGUGUCUGGCUAGAGACAUGCAAGACCUGCGGAUUAGAAAGAAAAAUAUCCAGUCUGUGAGACCUCUUCCAGGAAGUGUCUUCCUCACGAAGACAUCUGGCUCUCCCAGGAUUUCCAUUCAGGCUGCUGUAGGAUACACGUGCCCACAACAACAUCCUAAGGAAUCGUUGUACUUGUCAGGAGUGCGCUCUGAGGUGUGCCAGGUGAGCGGCCGCAGUGCGCAGGUCUUCCAGUUCCAGUGGGAGCACCACUUCAAGGUGGAGCUGCUCUGCCAAGGGGGUGGCGUGCAGCUGGCUGACGGAGGCUGGCUCAUCCCAGACGCCCAAGGCAGAAUGGGGAAGGAGCAGUUCUACAGGGCCCUGUGUGACACCCCUGGUGUGGACCCGCGGCUGAUCAGCGAGGAGUGGGUGUAUAAUCACUACCGCUGGAUCUUGUGGAAGAGGGCGGCCAUGGAGCGUGCCUUCCCUAGGGAGUUCGGAGGGCUCUGCCUCGGCCCAGAGCAGGUGCUGCUGCAGCUCAAAUACAGGUACGACGUGGAGGUGGACAAAAGUCAGCGGUCAGCCCUGAGAAGGAUCAUCGAGAGGGACGACACCCCAAGCAAGACGCUGGUCCUCUGUGUGUGUGAUAUUGACACUUCUUCUCAGACAACAACCCCUGGCACCGGCGGCAAGGCAGGGCUCCCCACCACCGUGUGGCUGACAGAUGGCUGGUACUCAGUCCGGGCCCAGCUGGACCCACCUCUCGCUGCGCUGGUGCAGAGGGGGAGGGUAAGGGUGGGCAUGAAGCUGGUGACCCACGGGGCUGAACUGGUCGGCCCGCAGGACGCCUGCCACCCGUUAGAGGCGCCGGAGACUCUCAUGCUGAAGAUUUCAGCCAACAGCACCAGGCCAGCACGGUGGCAUGCCAAGCUGGGCUACCACAGAGACCCUCGUCCGUACCGCGUCCCGCUGGCCAGCCUCUUCAGUGACGGGGGCGUGGUGAGCUGCAUCGACUUCCUUGUGCUGAGAAGCUACCCUAUUCAAUGGAUGGAGAAGACUGGCGCGGGGGCCUUCAUCUUCCGCAGUGAGCGUGCAGAGGAGAGGGAGGCCAGACUCCAUGAGGAGAGGAAGCAGAAGGCCAUGGACACUCUCUUCACUGGCAUACAGGCCGCUGUGGAGAAGGAGGAGGAGCAAGAUCGGAGAAAGAGGAGGGGCCAUAAGAAAAGGCUGAGUGAUCAAGAACUGCGAGCUUUGCGAGAUGGCGAAGAGCUUCACGAAGCAGUGGAAUCUGACCCAACACUACAGGGGAGCCUCUGUGACGAACAGCGGGCGAGCCUGCUGAGCUUCAGACAAAGCUUGACGGAGAAGCGCCAGAUGAGGCUUCAGGAGCGCUGCCGUCGGGCCCUGAGGGAAGCACAAGAGCAAGCGGACGGCGGCGUUCCCAGCCGAGAAGCCACGCCCGUGUGGAAACUGGCCGUCUGCGACGCCAACGAGCCCGGGGACCUCACCAAUAAAGACUCGAUUUUCCAGCUCAACAUUUGGCGGCCCUCCAUGGACUUGCGCUCCCUGUUGAGGGAAGGAGGCCGCUACGUGGGCUACAACUUGUCCACGUCAGAGGGCAAGAGGAAAACCACCGCUAAUGUCCAGCUCACCGCCACCAAAAAGACACGCUUUGAGAAUGGAAAGGUUGUGCCAGAGCUUCUGGUGGAGUGUUUCCAGUCGCGUCAGUGUAUCAGCUUCAGUUCUCUGCAGAGUCCCUCAUUCCGCUCCCUCUGUGGCGAGGUGGACGUUAUGGGAUACAUCAUCCACAUCGCUGACCAAAAUGGUCCCUCUCCUGUGAUGUAUCUAGCUGAUGAGGGCAUGGCGUUUGUGUCCGUACGCUUCCCCAGCUCCCUGAGGCAGCUGGCUGUGGAGGAGCUGGCCAAGCCUCGGGGCUUUCUGAUCGUCAGCAACGCUCUCCUUCGCCAGGCGUCGGCUCCCAUACCCUCCCUGAGUGCCGGAGAAUUCACAGUGCUCAAGACCAGUUCUGUUGAACAUCAAAUCCAGGAGCAAUUGAAGCAACUGAAGAGCUCGAUCCAGAGUCAAGAGCACUUUUUUAAGGACGCAGAGGAGAAGCUCCUAAGCCUGGUCCACACACCUUCUCAGCCGGGUUCAAGAACUCCCAAGCAAUCAUUCUAUUCUGAUGCUGCAGCCAAAGGUCAAUCAUUCUAUUUUGAUGACGUGGCCGCCGCCGCCGCCAGUGGUGUGAAGAGGACUCCGCAGGCGUCCUGCGCUUCAGAGGGGAACAAUCCCAAGAGCCUCAAGAGAAAGCGGGGCUUGGAUUACCUGUCGCGUAUCCCCUCUCCGCCUCCUCUCAGGCCCCUGCUGGCUCCUGGGACGUCGUCAUCCGUCCAUGUGAAAAAGGUGUUCAACCCUCCUCGACGAUCGGAGAGAUUGAGCACCGGUGGUAACAUCAUCCAAACACCUUUGUUGCCACGAGCAACUGUUGCCCCGGCUUCGGCUUCAACAGCGGGGGAAGAGGAGUGGGUUAAGGACGAAGAGCUGGCGUUGAUACAUAUGUAAACAUUGAAGAGUUGGCCUUGAUAAAUAUGUAAACAUUUGAAGAGCUGGCCUUGAUAAAUAUGUAAACAUUUGAAGAGUUGGCCUUGAUAAAUAUGUAAACUCUGAAGAGUUGGCCUUCAUAAAUAUGUACAUUUUGAUUGUAACUCUUUCUUGGAAGGAGUCUAAGUGUUAUAACAAAGGCAUGACAUGAGGAACAUUAAUGACGCCUGAUUGAUGAUUGUUUAUGACUGGUGUCACAGGUGCUGUUUCCACGUAGCCGGAUAUUUUUUGAAGAACGCUUUGGUUUUGGCCUUCCGUUUCCACGGAAACAGAGUUUUACAAUCCACACAUCAAAAAUCCAGCUUUAAAAAUAUCCCAUUUAGGUGACUAAAACGCACCUGUUACAAUGGAUUUUUUUAAUUUUUAGCCACAUUUAAAAAUAUCCGGCUAUGUGGAAACGGCGCCUUAAUGUAUCAUUCAGUUUUUGGACUGUCAUGACACCAGAACAGUGUCAAAUUGACAUUCCAAAAUCCGAACGUCACAAGAGGACAAGAGUCAUAUGCAUCAAUAAUGUGUCAUUAAUGUGCCUGCCUGGUAUGUGCCUUGUCGUUCUUACACCGGCUACAUGAUACAUCAUAUGUACUGUAGACCCUUUUCAAGAAAGUAUUACCAAACUUUGUAUAUCUGUAAAACCAACAAGAUUUAUUUAUAAAUGUUUGUAUGACUGGAGAUAAUACUGUAUAUAUGUACAUAACGUAACUUUGGGAAAAUACUAAAUGUACUCAAUAGAUUGGUCAAGUAGACUGGAUAGCCAUAACGUGUUAAUACCGUAGAGUUGAACACUGAUCUGUUGAAAUAUAUUCUAAAUAAAAUAAAGGCAACUGCUUUGUUUAA
Engraulis encrasicolus (European anchovy) is the source of this 9535-nucleotide messenger RNA. RefSeq names its product BRCA2 DNA repair associated (gene brca2). Gene Ontology annotation, biological process: regulation of DNA-templated transcription; double-strand break repair via homologous recombination. NCBI's taxonomy places the organism in Eukaryota, Metazoa, Chordata, Actinopteri, Clupeiformes, Engraulidae. The transcript has 30 exons. Gene Ontology annotation, cellular component: nucleus. The coding region runs from base 215 to 8662 and encodes 2815 amino acids. The record is from RefSeq and is a predicted model, not a curated record.